Messenger RNA from Aaosphaeria arxii CBS 175.79, 1324 nucleotides. RefSeq lists its product as uncharacterized. Gene Ontology annotation, molecular function: phosphatase activity. The coding region runs from base 260 to 1276 and encodes 338 amino acids. The transcript has 2 exons. The record is from RefSeq and is a predicted model, not a curated record. NCBI's taxonomy places the organism in Eukaryota, Fungi, Ascomycota, Dothideomycetes, Pleosporales.
CGAGUGUGUUUUCCUUGGUGUUGCCCGUUCACGAUGUUGUCAUAAUGGCGGCGAAGAACCUCUAAGCAAGGUCCCGCUUCUUUUUCUGAACUUAUCCCCUAAGUCAGCUCUUGCUAUAAAGACUUGUUGCCCGUAUUUUUUUGUCUUCGAGAUAUUUCCCUGGUAAAAGCAUUAAUACAACAGCAAACACUUUUGCUUCUGAUUCAUCGAUUGAUUCCUUUUCCGCCCUUCCUCGAUUUCACUCCCACAAACCAUCGCCAUGGCUCCCAUUGCACUCACCCCUCCCGCCGUAGAGGCCAAAUCACAGCCCACCAUUGAGGUCUCAAAAUCCUCUCCUGUCGAUUCCUCCAACAUUGGCACUAAGCGCAAGAUCAUCUGCUUCUCAGACUUCGAUGGAACCAUCUUCAUGCAAGAUACUGGCCACAUCCUCUUCAACAAUUUUGGAUGCGGUACCGAACGACGACAAAUGCUCGACGAGCAGAUCCACAGUGGCGAGCGCUCUUUCCGCGAUGUCUCUGAGGAGAUGUGGGGCUCGCUCGAUGUCCCCUUCGACGACGGGUUCGAGGUGAUGAAGAAGGCGCUUGAGAUCGAUUGCGACUUCGAGACCUUCCACAAAUUCUGCAUCAACAACGGCAUUCCCUUCAAUGUCAUCUCUGCUGGCCUCAAGCCUGUCCUCCGAAAGGUCUUGGACCACUUCCUCGGAGAGGAGAACUCGAAGCACAUCGAUAUCGUCGCCAACGAUGCCACCAUCUCUUCCGACGGUAGCCAGUGGAAGCCCGUCUGGCUCCACGACACCGAGCUCGGUCACGACAAGGCGAAGUCGAUCAACGACUACAAGGACCAGGCUAGGCUCGAGAGCGACGACGGUACCAUCCCCAUGAUCGUCUUCAUCGGUGACGGUGUCUCCGAUCUCCCUGCUGCCCGCGAAGCCGAUGUUCUCUUCGCCCGCCGUGGCCUCCGUCUCGAGGAGUACUGCAUCGAGAACAACCUCCCCUACAUUCCCUUCGACACCUUCGCCGACAUCCAGCGCGAGGUCAUCAAGAUCGCUAAGAUCGAUGAGGAGAAGACCAAGGGUCAAGGCCUUCCUUCGAACUUCAACCCUCGCGCAAACAUGUGGCGCCGUGCCAGCAGCAAGAAGAACGUCCCACUCUUCGCCGCCAUGACCCCCAAGGAGGAGAAGAUGUUCACCUGGCCAGACACCUUCACUCAGUUGAAGGCUCCGGCCGAGACGACGACAGAGCUGGAGUCAUCGGUCACUGCUGCACCGGCUGCAUGAUUUAGUUUCCUAUCUCUGUCUCUCUCCACUUGCAAGCAUUUCCCUUUU